AUGGGAACGAUUAUCAUGCGAUAUGUUUUCACUUGGUUAUGCAAAUGGCUUUUAAAACGUGGAACGCAGUUUAAUGCACUUAAAGUGGCACACAAACCAUUCAUCGCGAUAUCUUUGGAUGAACACGAGCGGAAGUUCAGUGCAAUAAAAAAAACUAACAAAGCUUCAGUUUCAUCAGAUCUCCAGCAGCUUGUGUACUUGAAAAGCUGCGGAAGUGAUCAUCUAAUGGUUCUGACUUUUUCUUCUCGAGUUACAUUUUUAGUGGAUCAUUCCACUACUCAAGAUUUCUUUAUGUUGCAAAAUGCUGUCAAAGCAAUAGAUCUUGAACUCACAUUUAAUAUAAAUAUUGUGUGA
Messenger RNA from Clunio marinus, 354 nucleotides. Lineage: Eukaryota; Metazoa; Arthropoda; Insecta; Diptera; Chironomidae. The record is from the annotation of a GenBank genome assembly.